GAAUGCUUUAUCAAGGGGACAAGCUGUGAAUAGUUAAUUCUUUACCACAAUAGGGGUGGGGGUGCAAACUGCCUCCUUUAAAAGGAAGGUUACCUGAGCAGGGAGGGUUACUGAGAAGAGAGCCUGCAAGAAGAAAGAUCAGAGGAUUAUUAAAGCAAGGAAACAUGAAGAUUCUUAUGACAGUUUUGAUUUUUCUCAUCCUGAGCUCCCAGUUAGUCCAUUCAUUGGAAUGCUAUCAAUGUGACUAUGGAACCUGUCUAGUGCCUUCUACGAAGACCUGCGGGUUUCUAGAGUCCUGUGUGACAUAUACGUCCACAGCCGUUGGGAUACCCAUGAAGAAGAAAGGUUGUGUGAAUCCUUUACAGUGUUUUGCAGAAGCCUCGUUUACAUAUCUUGGUGCAACUGUGACAUCUACUCCUUCCUGCUGUAUCACCAACCUCUGUAACUCUGCCGUCACCCCCAGACUGUCUGCUGUCACUGGAAUAGCAGUCCUGGUUUCCUUGUGGUUGGCUAAACUAUUCUGAGUUUGAGAAGAUGUC
Pelobates fuscus (common spadefoot toad) is the source of this 539-nucleotide messenger RNA. Its product is annotated as sperm acrosome membrane-associated protein 4-like. The record is from RefSeq and is a predicted model, not a curated record. Gene Ontology annotation, biological process: sperm-egg recognition. Gene Ontology annotation, cellular component: membrane. The transcript is spliced from 3 exons. Lineage: Eukaryota; Metazoa; Chordata; Amphibia; Anura; Pelobatidae. Bases 165 to 524 code for a protein of 119 amino acids.